Molecule: messenger RNA, 864 nt
Organism: Thelazia callipaeda (thelaziosis nematode)
Lineage: Eukaryota; Metazoa; Nematoda; Chromadorea; Rhabditida; Thelaziidae
Source: the annotation of a GenBank genome assembly
AUGUUGGUGAAGUUUCUAGUGCAAAGACAUGGCACAAAAAAUACGUGCCUACAAUUGUUAUCGAGAAAGGUGCAUGAUUUCAGCGUGAUCACACCGGUAUUGUAUGCUGAAACGUGCUACUUUACAAAGACUUUACAGUUUGCUAUUGAAGGCUUGCAGGCAGCGGGUAUUCCAUGGGUUGGCACCUUUAUGCUUUCUGGAGCUUUGUUUCGUAUCGCAAGUUUACCAUUGCAUAUUUAUGCAGAACGAUUAUCUGCUGAGAGAUUUCAUGUUGUGAACACACUAAAUUACGAACUCAUGAAAAAAUUCAGCAAACACUACAAGUUGAAUAUUGUGUCAAGUGAAAAUGGUAGAUUUUUAAAACUCGAUACGACUGAUAAAUCGAUUCUCCAAGAAACUAACAAGCUAGUAGAAGUCUUGUUAAAAAUGUGCCGGAGCCGUGGCCUACAACUUCAGCGUAUUCAAUAUCUUAGACUGUGCGCUGUUUCUGUCUGGACGUUCUCUUCUUUCGCGAUACGAAAUGUGAUCACUUCAGGAGUGGGUCGCAGCUAUGAAGGUGCUUUAUGGUUCUCGGAUUUGUUACAGCCUGAUCCAUAUUAUAUCAUUCCAGUCUUUGUUGGUAUCUUAGGAUUUUUUAAUUACUUUCAACGUGUAUAUGGCUUCAGUUCAAGGAAAGUGAGACAAGUAAUUAAUGAUUGUGGAGUUUUAAUUCUUCAGUGUAUUCCGUUAUUUUGGUCGACUGUUUCGUUGACUGGCUGCAUACAGCAUUUUGCAUUCAGACAUCCAAAAAUCAAAAAACUGCUUGGUGUGAGGCCAUUACCUUCGGAUUCCUGCACGCCCAUUAGGGCAUUUUUCUUCAAGUAA